Conger conger (European conger) is the source of this 3293-nucleotide messenger RNA. RefSeq names its product neuropilin and tolloid-like protein 2. The transcript has 10 exons. NCBI's taxonomy places the organism in Eukaryota, Metazoa, Chordata, Actinopteri, Anguilliformes, Congridae. The record is from RefSeq and is a predicted model, not a curated record. Gene Ontology annotation, molecular function: protein binding. Bases 632 to 2209 code for a protein of 525 amino acids.
UUUCCCUUACUAUGCAUUAUCGCUUCCACGACGCUUCCACGGAUCAGCGAUACGCGAGUGGGAGUGUAGCCUAUAUGCGUUGGAACUGUUCCCUCGGCUAAGGGUGCAUGCGUACAAGCCGCUCAUUCAAGCAAACAGCGCCCUUAGAUUAAAUGAGCCUCAUUUGGAGCGAACGUCUCAGUUCAACCCAACAACGCGCUCUGCUCUCUUCCAAGCAACGUCUCUGACAGACCUCCCGCGCUCAUAUACCGCUGGACUGCGCUAAAGGCAAUGGAAACUGAUGCUACAUUUGGAAAUAUUUGACACUUUUCUAAAUGGGAUUAAAGGCAGUGCACUGUAAAAUAUUGGGUGAAGCUGUUUGUUUCCACAGGGGAUCUAUAUUGCGCGGGUUUUAUUGUACACGAGCGGUGGGAUUAUGGUGAUUGAAGAAAGUUGGGUUUUUCAAAAGCGACUUCGCACUGUGGAUUCACAAAAUGUUGAGAUAAAGCGAAUCCCACGGCUAUAGAGGCGGGCAUAUUUGGAAUUACACAGGACAAGGAAAUGCACGGAGUUUAAGCGCGUGGAACAGAAGUGCCCAGCGGCUGGUGCUGAAGUGACAGCUCCCGUUGACUUUUUGGUCACGGAUCAUACGAUGUUGGCCUGGGUUCUCCUCAUACUCCUUGAAGAAGGCUUUGCCCUGGCACAGAAAACAAGAGAGCUCCAGAAUGUGGACGACACGUCGAAGAACAACGGGCAGUGCGGCACCUGGAUACGGAACUCCAACGGGGGUCUCUUCACCUCCCCCAACUACCCCAACACCUACCCCCCCAACAGGGAGUGUGUUUACAUCCUGGAAGCCCGCCCCCGUCUGAGGAUCCAGCUGGCCUUCGACAAGACGUACUACAUCGAGCCGUCCUUCGAGUGCCGCUUCGACCACAUCGAGGUGCGGGACGGGCCCUUCGGGUUCUCGCCCCUCAUCAACCGCUUCUGCGGGCCCAAGAGCCCCGGUGUGGUCACCUCCACCGGACGCUUCAUGUGGAUCAAGUUCACCAGCGACGAGGAGCUAGAGGGGCUCGGCUUCCGCAUCAAAUACGCCUUCAUCGCAGAUCCAGAUUUUCAUCUUCAUGUGGGAGGACUUCUGAAUCCAAUUCCAGACUGUCAGUUUGAAAUCAGCGGCUCUGAUGGGAUCAUCCGCUCCAGUCAGGUUGAGGAGGCUCAGAAGAUCAAAACAGGUGAUGCUUUGGACUGCAUCUGGACGGUGCGCGGUCCCCCAAAGUCCAAGAUCUACCUCCGCUUCAUGGAGUACCAGAUGGAGCAUUCCAACGAGUGCAAGAAGAACUUUGUGGCGGUGUACGACGGCAGCAGCGCCAUCGAGAACCUGAAGGCCAAGUUCUGCAGCACCGUGGCCAGCGACGUGAUGCUGGAGAACGGCGUGGGCGUGGUCAGGAUGUGGGCCGACGAGAACAGCAGGCUCAGCCGAUUCCGCAUGCUCUUCACCUCGUUCGUUGACCCUCCCUGCUCCAGCAACACCUUCUUCUGCCAUAGCAACAUGUGCAUCAACAACUCUCUGGUGUGCAACGGCAUCCAGAACUGCGUGUACCCCUGGGAUGAGAACCACUGCAAGGAGAAGAGGGGCAAGGGCCUCUUCCACCAGAUCACCAAAACACACGGCACGGUCAUCGGCGUGUCCACGGGCGUGGUCCUGGUCCUGUUCAUCAUCUCCAUCCUGGUCCAGAUGAAGCAGCCGCGCAAGAAGGUGGUGGCCCGCCGGCCCGUCUUCAACAAGUCGGGCUUCCAGGAGGUCUUCGACCCGCCGCACUACGAGCUCUUCUCCCUGCGCGACAAGGAGGUCUCCUCCGACCUGGCCGAGCUGUCGGAGGAGCUGGAGAGCUACCACAAGCUCCGGCGCUCCUCCACCGCCUCGCGCUGCGUCCACGAGCACCACUGCGGCUCCCUGAGCUCCGCGGGCAAGCAGAGCCGCACCACGCUGGGCUCCAUGGAGCUGCCCUACCGCAACGACUUCUCCCAGCCGCCGCCCAUGAAGACCUUCAACAGCACCUACAAGAAGAGCUGCUACGGCUACAAGCAGGCGCACGACUGCGCGGAGCAGGUGAUCGAGGACCGCGUGAUGGAGGAGGCGCCCUGCGAGAUCUACGUGCGCGGGGGCGGGGGGGCCCACCGCAACAACAGCGACGUCGCCCAGGCCCGCUCCAUGUCCAUGGACUUCUGAGGAAGAGGAGGGGGGAGGAAGGGUAGGAGGGAGGGCAUUCCGACACAUUUAGCCUCUUUUUUCUUCUUUUUUUUUUCUUUUGGUCACAUGGGGAGGAGCACUGCGUGCUGAACUUGCCUCCUUUCAGAGACUCGACCUGAAAAAUAAACACAACUGGAAAAUGAAGACAUUAAGAGCACCGCGGCUUUUUUCACUCAUCUUACUGGAACAUUACCUUUACACAGUGUGAUUCUUAUGGCCAUAAUUUAUUUGUACACAUUUAUUACUAUUUUUCUUUCAAUAUUUAAAAGUCUUGUUGCUGCUUGAUUUUUUUAUAUCUUCUGAAUAGGCUGGCAGUACUUAUCGCAUGUGGGAUAUAUGAAGAUAGACAGAUGUGCUGUGCCCGCAAACAGCGUGAAGAACAGGAGUAUGAGGGCAAAUUGUACGGUGAAUGAAGGUGAGUGUGUGUCUGUGGUGGACACUGGAGAACACCGAGACCGGCAGCCUCAUGCACAGGACACGAUCCUCUACACUGAUUCGCUUUUCAGUUACUUGUUUUUGUUUUGAUUAAACAAAUUAUAAUCUCUUAUUGCAUUGACAUGUCUGUGUCUGUCUGUUCAUUGCCUCAGCAUUAGCUGUGUGACUGUAUGCUCAUAUGGACAUUGUUCCCACCAUAAAUUGAUUGAACAUUUUUCACAAACUGGUAAUAUAUUCAUCUGGUUUUAGUAUGCACGGAAAUUGUAAUUGAGACAACUAUAUUACAUGUUAAAACGCAUUUAAAUUAAAAUUAAAUGGAAUAAUUAUUUAAUGUCAAAAUGUAAUUUUUCAUGUCAUGCAUAUAGGUUAAGGUAUUCUAAAAUGUAUUUUAUGAUGUAUGUAAUUUUACAAAAAAAUAUAUUAAUAACACAACAUCUAUCGUAGUAACAAUAAUGUUUUAGUAAUAUACUGCAGAUAUUUUGACAUCAAAAAAAGAUUUAUUCAUAAUAUUUUUUCUUUCUGAUUGUGAACAUCUAUUUCUUAAUGAGUCUGGGCUAUGAAGUUUGGAAAAACAAAAGGCUAGCUCCUAUGAAGCUAUGCUAAAUAAACUCAUUUUCUUCGUAGAGCA